CCGGACCUGGUGCCGGACCCCUACUACAUCCAGGCAUCUACAUAUGUGCAGAAGAUGUCUAUGUACAACUUGAGAUGCGCUGCGGAAGAGAACUGCCUGGCCAGUUCAGCAUAUAGGGCGGAUGUCAGAGACUAUGAUCACAGGGUACUGCUACGAUUUCCCCAAAGAGUGAAAAACCAAGGCACAUCUGACUUUUUACCAAGCCGUCCUCGAUAUUCCUGGGAGUGGCACAGCUGUCACCAACAUUACCACAGCAUGGAUGAAUUCAGCCACUACGACCUGCUUGAUGCCAGCACACAGAGAAGAGUGGCUGAAGGCCACAAAAAAGACCCCACAUCCUGUGACUAUGGGUACCACAGGCGCUUUGCAUGUACUGCGCACACACAGGGAUUGAGUCCUGGAUGUUAUGAUACCUAUGCAGCAGACAUAGAUUGCCAGUGGAUUGAUAUUACAGAUGUACAACCUGGAAACUACAUUCUAAAGGUCAGUGUAAACCCCAGCUACCUGGUGCCUGAAUCAGACUACAGUAACAAUGUUGUACGCUGUGACAUUCGCUACACAGGACACCAUGCCUAUGCCUCAGGCUGCACAAUUUCACCGUGA
Messenger RNA from Cricetulus griseus (Chinese hamster), 603 nucleotides. Lineage: Eukaryota; Metazoa; Chordata; Mammalia; Rodentia; Cricetidae. The record is from RefSeq and is a predicted model, not a curated record.